AUGGCCAACUCAUCGGGUAGAUUGAAGCUCCAGGAGGGUCGGUUCAUCUACAUCACAGAGCUCGCAACUGAAGUCGAGUCCAACGUCAUCUCAGCGAUUAACAUUCAUGCUGCCAGGGCAAAACUCAAAAUGCUCAAGACUAACUGGGAGAAACUCGAAGCAGACCAUGAGAAGCUAGUCUCAUCGAAAUCCGACGUCUCUCCAGAUCAUGACUACUUCAAGAACAAGUGGUAUGAGAAAGCAAUGAAGGCAUAUGUACUCUCCGAGGCUGCUCUCUCGACUCGCAUUGCUGAAUUGGAGGCAACGGAACCGCCAGCUGGCAACUCUCUUGCUGACCUAAGCAUUCAAGGAGCUUCUCAUCACCGACCAUCUCUACCAGGCAUCUUCAUUCCAAAAUUCUCUGGGAGCUUCUCUGAAUGGCGGCAUUUUCAAGAUCUUUUCGUCUCACUUGUCGGAGAGAAUCCGUCCAUCUCUGCAGUUGAGAAAAUGCAUUAUCUCUGCGCCAGUCUGGAAGGAGACGCGGCUAGUUUAAUAGCCAACCUUAAGAUAUCAGCAGACUCGUUCGCAUCAGCAUGGGACACGCUCACAGCACGGUACGAGAAUAAGAGGCUUCUCAAGACUGCUCAUCUCAACAAAUUACGGGCCCUGCGGAAAAUGGAACAGAGAUCAGCCAAGGAGUUGAACCACAUCUUAACCACAGUUUCAGAGUGUUUAAAUGCUCUGAAAGCACUUGGCUGCCCCACUAGCACCUGGGAUGAUCUCAUCGUGCACGACAUCGUACAAUUGCUUGAUGUCCGCACUCGGGAGGCUUGGGAGAUUCAUUUGGGCUCCAGCACUGAGUCCCCAAGUUACGAUCAACUCAAGACCGUUCUGACUGGUUCUGCCAGAGCUCUGAAAAGCAUGGAGAGUCAGCUAUCUCCGAAGAAAACACCUCCCGUCAAGACCGCCUCAUCAACGCCAGUCAGAAGAAGUUACUCUCAGGCAUCUCAGCGAACUCCUCCAGCCUACGUUCAUCUAGCUCAGUCUGCUCCACAACAGUCUUCUCACUCAUCCACGUCUUCUCAGACCUUCAAGCCAAACUUGAACAAUUAUUGUAGUGCUUGCUCUAAAUCUCACUACAUAGCCUUCUUUCCAGCAUUCAGCCAACUCAGCUACAAUGACAAGAUGGACAUAGUCCGCAGAGAGCGACUGUGCUACAAUUGCCUUGGUAGGCAUAAUCUGCGCAAAUGUGAGAUCCCCAAAGGCUGCAAGUCAUAUCAGAAUCUCCACAAGAUUCUACUCCAGCUACUACCAGCUCAGCUCAACCACAAUGAAGUUCAAUCACGAACAGCAGUGCUACUAGCUACUUGCAAAGUAGUUGUCAUAUCACCAGACAACACUCAACAUCAAGCUCGUGUUCUCCUAGACCCAGGCUCUGAACUGACACUAGUUUCUUCAACGCUAGUCAAUAAGUCUGGACUUCUCAGAAGGCCAGCAGCAAUUUCAGUACUGGGAGUUGGUAGCACCUCACCCGGCACAACUCAAGGCCUAGCUGUACUCAAUCUACAGUCCACACAUUCGAACUCUCAGAUACAACUGAACGCUCAUAUAUUACCCCGAAUUACCACUCACAUCCCAUCGGUAGUGGUUACUAACCAAGACUGGUAUCACAUCAACAAAUUAGAACUAGCUGAUCCAGACUUCCUAACACCAGGUCCAGUUGACAUCCUUAUUGGUGCAGACAAUCUCAGAAGCAUACUCAGAUCAUCUCGGUUAGUCAUGAGAGGUACCUCGGAACCCAUGGCUAUGCAUACUAUUUUUGGAUGGGCAGUUCUGGGUCAAACAUCUACUGAGCCUAAAACAAAGCCUCUGCGAUCUUUUCAUUUGACGAGUAACGAGGAUCUACAAGAUACACUCACCAAAUUUUGGGUACAAGAGGAAGUCCCUACUAUAUCAGAGCCACAACUAAAUCUAGCAGAGUCAGAAUGCGAAGAACACUUCACGGCUACGCAUUAUCGAGACAAUUCUGGUCGCUACGUUGUGCGACUACCUCUAAAUUCAGACGUAUCACGACUGGGUAAUUCCAAGUUAACUGCGCAACGAUGCCUUCAACGUCUUCUCAAACGACUCUCCUCAGAUGCAACUCUUAAAGAACGAUACAUCAAGUUUCUUCAAGAGUAUGAAGACCUCGGACAUAUGGUUGCUGUACCGUUGAACGCUCCAGAGCCUCCUCAUACGUAUUAUCUUCCGCAUCAUGGAGUAUUACGGGAGCAGAGCACCUCAACAAAGCUCAGAGUAGUCUUCAAUGGAUCCAGCAAAACGUCAUCUCAAGUCUCACUUAAUGACAUUAUGCAUACAGGUCCCAAAACCCAGUCUGACAUUUUCGACGUCUUGCUCUACAUCAGACAACACAAAUACAUUUUCAUUACGGACAUAGUCAAGAUGUUCCGUCAAAUUAAAGUGGAGAAAGAUGAUUGGGACCUUCAGCGUAUUCUCUGGGUAGACCAAGACUUCAAUAUUCGAGCCUAUCAACUAACUACCGUCACGUAUGGUACACGGUCAGCUCCAUAUCUUGCUUGUCGAGUACUGAAGCAAUUAGUAGCUGAUGAAGGCCCUAAUUACCCACACGCAGUCGAUACAAUUCUCAAAGGCAGUUACGUCGAUGAUAUCUCAGGUGGCUCAGAAACUCUCGAACAACUCAAGAAUAUUGCUACGCAAUUAAAUAACAUGUGCCUCUCAGCUUGCUUACCACUUGACAAGUGGAAAAGCAAUCAUUCUCAAUUUUCACCACCAAGUACCUCAACUCAAGCAGCUCCUGCUGUUCAUACGUUCGAAGAUCUCACCUCAAAGAUACUAGGUAUCACAUGGCACCCUCAUGAAGACAUCUUCUCGUUUCAAGGGAACAUCUCAUUCAAACAAACCAUCACCAAACGCGCCAUUCUCUCCGAGGUGGCACAACUCUUUGAUCCACUUGGACUUAUAUCUCCAGUAGUUAUUCGAGCAAAAAUUCUGAUGCAACAACUUUGGCUGGAAAAGAUUGGCUGGGAUGACACACUAACGCCUGAAAUAAUUCACCAAUGGGAGAAAUUCAGAGACGAUCUCAAGACACUAUCGACAAUUAAGAUACCCCGAUGGUUACACCUGCACUCUCAAGCCUAUUCAAUACAAAUUCAUGGGUUCUCAGACGCGUCUCAGUUAGCAAUGGCAGCAGCAGUAUACCUCAGAGUGACAGAUUCAGACUACUCAUCAGUCGUCACGUUAGUUUGUUCAAAAACCAAGGUCGCACCUCUUAAACGUCUCACUAUUCCAAGACUGGAAUUAUCAGCUGCUGCUCUACUUGCAAACCUAGUAAAACACACUCAGAAGACUCUCAAUCUCAAUGAUGUGCCAGUAUUCUUAUGGACAGACUCCACGGUUACCCUUGCAUGGGUGAAAAACAAUCCAAUGAGAUGGAAAGAGUUUGUGGGCAAUCGAGUAUCAGCCAUUCACGAAGCUACUCCAAAUGCUCAUUGGAGAUUCACAUCAGGAAAACUCAACCCAGCAGAUUGUGCUUCUCGGGGCUUAAGCGCUUCCCAACUUAUUGAGCACGCGUUAUGGUGGACUGGGCCACCAUGGCUUUCGCAAUCUCCAGAAUUUUGGCCAUCAGCGGUUGCACCAUCUCCAGAACAUGAUUUGGAAGAAAGACCAGGCGUAUCACUUUCAGUAACGUCUCAGCCAGUAUUAUGGGAUCUCAUUGACUUGCCUCAAGUCAAAUCCUUCAAUAAAGGCCUUUCUAAGUUGCUUAGAAUCACGGCAAUUUGUCAGCGAGCCAUCUCCAGAUUUAAACGAGUACCAAAUGCUAGUUUAGCCAUCUCACCAAUUAAUCCAGCUGACUUAGAAGCUGCAAAGCUGUUCUGGAUACGGGAGACGCAACAGGCAUACUUCUCUGCUGAAAUCAAAGCUAUACAAGCUGGCAAGGGUCUUCACAAAAAUCAUGUUCUUUCUCGACUGACGGCAAUGGUUGACCGCACUGGUAUACUGCGAGUUGGAGGUCAUCUUCAGAAUUCUCAACUGUCGGCGGACAGCAAACACCCAGCUAUACUGCCCCGGCACAGCAAGCUCUCAGCUCUAAUCAUCGCAGAUGCUCACUCUAAAACCCUUCAUGGUGGUACUCAGUUAACUCUAUCGUACAUCAGAAAGACUUGCUGGAUCAUCGGUGGCCGAGCUCCCAUAAAAUCAUUCAUUCAACGAUGCCUCGUGUGUGCUCGAAUACGUGGAGUUCGAGCUCAACAACUCAUGGCGCCGCUUCCAACCUCUCGAGUAACUCCAUCUCUAGUCUUUGAGCAUACUGGUGUCGAUUACGCAGGUCCUAUCGCAUUAAAAACAUUUCAAGGUCGAGGUGCAAAAACCUUCAAAGGCUGGAUCGCAGUCUUUGUGUGCUUCACAACGUCAGCUAUUCAUUUAGAAGCGGUUUCAGACUACUCAGCAGAAGGAUUUCUCAAAGCAUUUCGACGUUUCACCAGUCGUCGUGGAAUCUGUAAAACUCUUCGAAGCGACUGCGGUACAAAUUUUAAAGGUGCUGACACUAUGCUUAAAGACCUAUUUCGACAAGCAACAAAGGAAUCUCAAGAGCUUCAACGGAUUCUCACUAACGAUGGUACAAAGUGGAUUUUCAAUCGACCGGGUGCGCCUCAUAUGGGUGGAAAGUGGGGAGCAGCAGUCAAGUCUGUAAAACAUCAUCUUCAACGAACCAUCUCAGACACUCUUCUCACUUUUGAAGACUUCACAACCUUUCUUGCACAAGUAGAAGCUGUACUUAACUCCCGACCGCUCAGUGCGCUAUCAGAUGAUCCGGACGACAUCUCAGCAUUAACUCCAGGACACUUCAUUCGCGGAGAAGCUUUGACUACAAUACCCGAACCAUCAUUAUCCUCCGUACCAGAAUCAAGACUUUCUCAUUUCCACCUAAUUCAAAAGAGGUUCCAGACAUUUUGGGACAGGUGGUCAACAGAAUGCCUUCAAGCUCAUCAGUCAAUCUCAAAAUGGCAAAAGACUCAAGACACCAUUCAAGUUGGCUCAUUAGUACUUCUCACUGAUGAGCGACUUCCACCAUCAAAGUGGCCUCUCGCUCGGGUCAUUCAGCUUCAUCCUGGUAGUGAUGGAUUGUGUCGAGUCGUAACAGUCAAAACAGCUACUUCAACUCUUACUCGGCCGAUAGUCAAGCUCGCUCCGUUGCCAAUCUCACCUCAUCAAGACGACUCGCAAGAAGAAGAUUCUAAUUCCUCACAAGGUUGCGGAAUUGGGGGGGAGAAUGUUCGAAAUUAA
This is a messenger RNA of Microplitis demolitor, 5283 nucleotides long. RefSeq lists its product as uncharacterized. Gene Ontology annotation, biological process: DNA integration. The transcript is spliced from 2 exons. Bases 1 to 5283 code for a protein of 1760 amino acids. The record is from RefSeq and is a predicted model, not a curated record. Gene Ontology annotation, molecular function: nucleic acid binding. NCBI's taxonomy places the organism in Eukaryota, Metazoa, Arthropoda, Insecta, Hymenoptera, Braconidae.